This is a messenger RNA of Caenorhabditis briggsae, 1632 nucleotides long. It is a transcript of the gene Cbr-cct-5, whose product is annotated as Protein CBR-CCT-5. Gene Ontology annotation, biological process: protein folding. The record is from RefSeq and is a predicted model, not a curated record. NCBI's taxonomy places the organism in Eukaryota, Metazoa, Nematoda, Chromadorea, Rhabditida, Rhabditidae. The transcript has 8 exons. Gene Ontology annotation, molecular function: ATP binding; ATP-dependent protein folding chaperone; ATP hydrolysis activity. Gene Ontology annotation, cellular component: chaperonin-containing T-complex. Bases 1 to 1632 code for a protein of 543 amino acids.
AUGGCGCAGGCUUCUGCGCAACUACUGUUCGAUGAAAGCGGGCAACCGUUCAUCGUGAUGCGAGAGCAAGAAAACCAGAAGCGCAUCACUGGUGUGGAAGCUGUCAAGAGUCAUAUUUUGGCUGCCCGCGCUGUUGCGAAUACUCUUCGUACCUCCCUCGGUCCACGUGGUCUUGACAAGAUGCUCGUCUCUCCAGAUGGAGACGUCACCAUCACGAACGACGGAGCUACAAUCAUGGAGAAGAUGGACGUGCAGCAUCACGUUGCUAAGCUCAUGGUUGAACUCUCAAAGUCGCAAGACCACGAAAUUGGAGAUGGAACCACUGGUGUCGUUGUUCUUGCUGGUGCUCUUCUUGAAGAGGCUGAAAAGCUCAUCGAUCGUGGAAUUCAUCCUAUCAAGAUCGCAGAUGGAUUCGACUUGGCUUGCAAAAAGGCUUUGGAGACGCUUGACUCUAUCUCCGACAAGUUCCCGGUUGAAAAUCGUGAACGACUCGUGGAGACGGCUCAGACCAGUCUCGGAAGCAAAAUUGUGAAUCGUUCGAUUCGUCAAUUUGCUGAAAUCGCCGUUGAUGCUGUGCUCUCUGUGGCCGAUAUCGAGACUAAGGAUGUCAACUUCGAAAUGAUCAAAAUGGAGGGAAAAGUUGGAGGAAGACUUGAAGAUACUAUUCUAGUGAAAGGAAUUGUCAUCGACAAAACUAUGUCCCACCCUCAAAUGCCAAAGGAGCUCAAAAAUGCUAAGGUCGCUAUCCUCACCUGUCCAUUCGAGCCACCAAAGCCAAAGACCAAGCAUAAGCUCGACAUCACCUCUACCGAAGACUUCAAGGCUCUUCGCGAUUAUGAACGCGAAACAUUCGAAACGAUGAUCCGUCAAGUGAAAGAAAGCGGAGCCACGUUAGCCAUCUGCCAGUGGGGAUUCGAUGACGAGGCCAACCAUCUUCUUCAAGCCAACGACUUGCCGGCGGUCAGAUGGGUCGGAGGACCUGAAAUCGAGCUUUUGGCUAUCGCUACAAACGCCCGUAUUGUUCCACGGUUCUCUGAGUUGACCAGCGAGAAGCUUGGAACUGCUGGACUCGUCCGCGAGAUCACUUUCGGAGCAGCCAAAGACCGCAUGCUUUCCAUCGAACAAUGUCCAAACAACAAAGCAGUUACUGUUUUCGUUCGUGGUGGCAACAAAAUGAUAAUCGACGAAGCCAAACGUGCGCUUCAUGACGCUCUGUGUGUUAUUCGCAAUCUUGUUCGUGACUCUCGUAUCGUUUACGGAGGAGGAUCUGCCGAACUCGCUGCGGCUAUCCAAGUUGCCAAAGAGGCUGAUCGCAUUGAUGGUAUCGAACAAUAUGCUUUCCGUGCAUUCGCUGAUGCUCUCGAAUCCAUUCCAAUGGCCUUGGCUGAGAAUUCCGGUCUUGCUCCAAUUGAAGCACUUUCCGAUUUGAAGGCAAAACAAAUCGAGACUGGAAACUCAUUCCUUGGAAUCGACGCUGUGUUUGCUGGAACGAAUGACAUGAAGGAGCAGAAGGUUAUUGAGACUCUUCUGAGCAAACGUGAACAAAUUUCAUUGGCCACUCAGGUGGUUCGUAUGAUUCUCAAAAUCGACGACGUUCGUGUUCCUGAUGAUGAAAAGAUGGGUCCAUAUUAA